CAAAGCUGAAUGCAAGGUGCUUUAUGCCGAAGAAAAUCUGUGAAAAAAUAACGGUGUGUAAGUUUCAACAGUUUGGUAAAAGAUGGCUGCUCCAGCAGCGAUACCGGUAUCGCUAUAUCAGGAUUCUAUAUCACAGAGCUUAAAUGCGGUUAUAGAAGAAAGAACUCCCCAGAUGCCAGUAUUUAAUCAAGCUACGUCAAAAACAACACCUAAAAAACCUCGAGCCAAACGCAAGCCAAAAGUAAAACAAGAGCCUGGUAUAAAAAGAGAACCUACAGACUGGUCAGCGUUUGAUGUCAAUACAGAAAGUAUGGUACAAUUACCAGAAGGCUGCGAAGUUCCGAUUAAAAAACUGAAACAAGAGAAGAUAACUGAUCAUUUACCAAAAGUUAAGAAGAAACAUGACAGAUUUCACGGGAUGCCUGAAGAAGAAGUGGCCAAAAGAUUGUUACCAGAUCAUCUAGCAGAGAAUCUUGAUAUUGUUAUUGUGGGGAUUAAUCCAGGGUUAUUUGCUGCGUAUGUGGGACAUCAUUACGCUGGUCCUGGUAAUCAUUUCUGGAAAUGUCUGUAUUUAUCUGGUCUGAUACCUGAACCAAUGAACGCCUAUGAAGAUUUUAAAUUAUUAGAACAUGGUAUUGGAUUUACCAACAUGUGCGCUCGAACAACGAGAGGAAGUGCUGAUCUCAAAACGAAGGAAAUUAAAGAGGGUGGAGCUAUACUGAAAGAAAAACUGUUAAAAUAUAAACCUAAAAUAGCAGCAUUUAAUGGAAAAGGUAUUUAUGAAGUGUUUGUCGGCCAUAAAAAAUUUAGUAUUGGAAAACAACCUGAAAAGUUAGAAGGCACAGAUACUGUUGUUUAUGUGAUGCCUUCAUCCAGUGCAAGAUGUGCUCAACUACCUCGGGCUGUGGAUAAAGUUCCAUUUUAUGCAGCUCUGAAAAAAUUACGAGAUCAUCUGAAAGGCGAUAUCAAGGAAUUAGAUGAAUCGGAAGUUGUGUUUCCUAAAUUAGAACUGAAAGUUAAGAAAGAGGAACCUACUGAUGAAGGCUACAAUGCUGCGCUACAAGGAACUUCUGUGAAAUUGGAAAAUGGGGAACAAUCAAAACCUAAACCAAAGAAAAAGCGAAAUCGUAAAUCGGCUGAAGCAACCGUCACAUCCGGGGAAGUAGCUAAACCAUACUCAGGGGAAGUAAAUCAUCCUUAUUCAGGAGAGGUUACUCAACCAUACUCAGGAGCAAUACCUCCACAUUAUCCUGGACCAAUAACAUGUCAAAGUGGACCAACGGUUCCAUACAUUAAACAGGAGAGACCAUUUCAAUCUCAGGACUAUGGAGGUGCUAAUUAUGCAAAUAACUUUCCAUAUACAACUAACGGCAUGACACUGCCAUCUACUUUGACGUCACAAUAUGCAAUGUCACAAGCUAUGUCCCAGGCUCCAUAUCCGUUUCCUCCAUUCCGUCCUCCAAUCACACAAUCCAACUUAAUGUUUAAUCCACACCCUUCCCAAAUACCAGACUACACACAGCAUCAGAUGGCUCACAUGUCUAAUAAUGGCUUCCAACCAAACUGGAAUCAGUUUCAGCCACUUCCUUACCCUUAUCCACUACCAAAAAACAAUGCAACCAAUCAAAUAACAGAACCCAGCAACCAGGUUCCAACAUCUAGUCAAUCGAGGGAUUCCCGCACCAGCCCUGAUAACAUGCUUACAUCUAGUUCUAGUCAAUCUGAAAACAGAAAUACAAGCCCUGUAAACUUGGUCACCAUGGCAACCAGUCAAUCUAUGAACAAUUACUCAAAUCACAUUAACUUAGUCUCCAUGGCAACCAGUCAAUCUAUGCACACAGACACAGAUCCCAUUAACUUGGUCUCUAUGGCAACUCGUCAAUCAACGAACUCUAAUGCCACUUAUCCCACGAUAAAAAGUGAACCAAUAGAUGACGGCUAUAAAGAAUGUCACCUGACACAGCUUUGAUUGGUUAAAUGAUUAAAAUAUUGAUUGAUAGUGUUGAUGUUUACAUGCAGUAAACAGAAUCUUUUAAUCCAUUAAAAGGAAACUUUAGUUUUGGAGAGUGAAACUUGAUUAACAGAGCUCUUAAAUGAUAGUGCAUUGAAUCCUGAAAACAUACACUUUCAAGGAAGAGUAGAAUAGCAGAUCUCGGGACAAUUUAUGUAGAGCUGACAUUUUGCCAUGUUUGGUGCUAAGAACUACACUUUAAAACCAAAGACUGAGAGAAAUCCUGUAUAAAAUUACAUGUACGUGUAGUCUUAUGAGCUGAACAUUUGAUAAUUUCCUGAUAAAUAUCAAUGCCAAAAAAAUAGAGAAAGGUUCUAAAUGUAAAUCUAAAAUUGUUUGCAAAUGCAGGCCUGGAAAUAAUGAUUCUAGUUGUAGGUCUACCUGACAAAUUGUAAGGCACUAUUGAACUAGUAUGCCUUAUUUCAAGGCUAGAGCAAAAAUCAUCUACAGAUUUUUAAUUAUUUAAGAAUAGAAUUUUAUUUGAUUUGUCAAACAGGAAAUGAAUGUGGCUGUAUAUCUCUAGAAAUGUAGAUAUUUAUGUAUGAAUUGUAUGUUUGUUUGUGAAUGUGUUAGUGGAUAAAUAAGUGUAUGUUUGUUUGUUGGGUAUAAUUUAAAUCAUGCUUACAUUCUACAUUUCAUCUGUCAUUGAUCAUCAGGACAACUUUCAAUAAUUAGAAAUGUUAUAAGUAAAGAAAUAUGAUUUCAUAAAACACUAAACAUUAUAGAAUACAAUUACUGAAUUUAAUAGUAAUGUUAUAACAAUGAUUCACUUGUUAAAAAUCAUUUUGAUUAUCCAUUUUCAAAGGCUUGGUAACGAAAAAUUCAGUAAUUCUAUCGCAUAAAAUGAUGAGGUUUUUUUGUAAUGUGGCCAAUUACUAUAAUACGGCUUAAACAAUUUAACAUCUUUCAAAAUUAUUUAUCAAUCAAAAGACACCUGUUAUCAUGUGUGGUCUUUAUGACCUACAUGUAUAAGGGUGUGCAGUGUGUUUUUUCAGUGUGAUUAUUGUUGGAUUACAAUGUAGAAUGUUUAUAAGUUAAAGAGUAGUAUAUUAUAAAGAUGAUAUAAUUUUAAAUAUUAUUUAUAGAUUGUCUUUAUUAGAUUUGUUAGUUAAUCAUAUUUAGUUGUUUUUAUUUUAUCCUUACAUUCAUUAUUAUCUUCUAUCUCUUUUUUUUUUUUCUAAGUGCUGACUGAAUGAUGUUUAUGGACCAGGAACUGGGCCUCUAGUGCUACUAAUUACAUUGUUGUUUUUUGGGGCAGUGCUCUUUGAAAAAAAGUAUAAAGCACAAAUUCAUGUAGGGUCUACAUGCUUAUUUCUUGGAUGAUUGUGCAUCUCUUGACAGACUUUCAUUUUUGAUUUGACAUCAAAAUUCCAAAAUUGCUGCAAUGAUGACAUGCUCGGUUUCUGGUCCAUAGUAUGUACAUGUACAUUGUAUAUUCAAAAGAAUCUCUAUUUACGUAAUUUUCGAUUUGAAAAUCUAAUAGGAAAAUAAAUUACCUUGGCUAAUACAACCAUGUUGGAUAAUAAUGUAAGCCUAAUGUGAACAAAAUCAUCUAGAACACUAUGUAACUCCAUGGUAUGACUUACAGGAAAAUUUUAAUACCUUAGGGAUGACUUAAUUUUCCAAGAAUUCCUCUGAAAAUUAAAGUCCAAUUUUUCAAACCCUUUACACCGAAACAUUGGUUAUUUAUAUUUUUCACAUGGUAAAUUCUAUUUUAUUCAUACGCAUAGAAUAUUUGCAAGAAAUUAACUGGAAAAUAUUAAAGCGGAAAUUGCAAAUUUUUAAGUUAUAUUUUUAAAAUUUAUUAAAAUAAAGCCUGAAAAUAGAUGGUAUCCAUAAACAGCCCUACCUUGUUAAAGAAUAAUCCUAUUAAUCCUAUAAUUCACUAUUGCCAUCUGAGAAAUUGGCAAAAAUAUCAUUUUCCUCUUCAUUUUCAAACGUUUGAAAAAAGCUACUCCAUGGUGGAGAAUAGAAAACAAGGGAGGUAAUUGGGAGGUAAUUGUGUUAUUAUUUCCUGUGUAAAUGAAUUUUAAGUGUGAGAAUGACACCUAUGAUCGUAUAAUUGUGAGUUGACAACCUAUUGAGCAAAAGACAUAGAAAUAAUUAUGUUUUGACUUUCUUAGAAAAUUUGCAGUUUCCGCUUUAAUCUUCAGCCGUCUUUGAUUUAUAUACAGAACCCAUACAAAUCUCAUCUGAGUCAUUCUUCGCUGAAUACAUUACUUUUAGACAAGUAAAAUCACUGAUCAGUGCAAUAUGUAUAUUUUUAAAUAAAUGUAGUCUCAUAAUGAAUGUAUGCACAACAUUAAAAUUUUAACUCAGGGUUUUGAUAAAUUUAUAUCAAUUUUACCAAAUGAUUAUUCUUUUUAGUAUGUAUUUACAAUUUAUACAUUUAGUGCUGUUUGAGUUCUGUAAAUGAGUGUGCUAUAAUUCAAAUAUUUAUUUAUUAUUUUACACAUAUCGCUAAAAACAAUCUGAUUAAAACACAGAUCCUAUUUCAUUUCGCUUUUUAUAGUUCAAAAUUUCGUUAUACUUGUCUUCAUAACACUAGGAUCUGGAAGAGUCGUUAUAUAACCAACGUUCUGAGGGAUUAGCCAAUGAAACAGUCUGUUACGACAAGUUCUUGGCUUGCGAUGCAGGGAACUGUGGGUAAACCACCAGCAACGUCAUCACCGAUUGAUUAAUCAAUGACUUCUUAGGGUUAAAAGCCACUCGUAUGACCCUGAUGUGAGAUUCCACUACAACCGAUCAGAUCUUCAUGUAGUGUAGGCCAUCGAAAGUAUAAAAAAAAAACGAAAAGAAAUAAUAGAUCUGUAUUUUAAUCAGAUUGCGCUGUAACACAGCUGUUUUUUCAAACAAAUAAUUCUCUGAUAAAGAGUCACUCUUAGGGCUGUUGUAUGUAUGAUACAGAAUGUUGGUUUAUUUAUUGUCUGUGAAUAAAUUAUAAUUUUGUCAAUUUUUUUUUUUUAAAAAUCAUACUUUUAUUGUAUAUACAUCUCCAUAUUAUUUUUUUUUAAAU
Patella vulgata (common limpet) is the source of this 5027-nucleotide messenger RNA. RefSeq lists its product as uncharacterized. Lineage: Eukaryota; Metazoa; Mollusca; Gastropoda; Patellidae. Gene Ontology annotation, cellular component: nucleus. The transcript is spliced from 9 exons. The record is from RefSeq and is a predicted model, not a curated record. Bases 83 to 1969 code for a protein of 628 amino acids. Gene Ontology annotation, molecular function: mismatch base pair DNA N-glycosylase activity. Gene Ontology annotation, biological process: base-excision repair, AP site formation.